Ricinus communis (castor bean) is the source of this 2018-nucleotide messenger RNA. Its product is annotated as DELLA protein SLN1. Bases 295 to 1905 code for a protein of 536 amino acids. Lineage: Eukaryota; Viridiplantae; Streptophyta; Magnoliopsida; Malpighiales; Euphorbiaceae. Gene Ontology annotation, biological process: regulation of DNA-templated transcription. The transcript has a single exon. Gene Ontology annotation, molecular function: DNA-binding transcription factor activity; sequence-specific DNA binding. Gene Ontology annotation, cellular component: nucleus. The record is from RefSeq and is a predicted model, not a curated record.
GCUACUGCUACUUGUCUGCCUUGCCCAUCUCUUUUCCUCUCUCAAAUCAAAACUCAACUUCACCUCUCUUUCCUAACCAAACCUCUCUUCACUUUUUCACACACUCUCUCUCUCUCUCUCCCCCUCACUAUCUGCUCUUUACUGCACACUCCUCACUCACUCACUCACUCUCCCUAAUAUAAUCGUAGACCAUGACCAACCCACAUCACCACCACCAACACCAAAACUAACGAACCACCCCUUUCUCCCCUCUAAACUUCCAUCUCGCAUCUCCCCCUAACUAUCCCCAGCACCAUGGUUCUUUACGAAUCCUCCGAUUCCUCCACCAGCAACCCUCUUAGCUCCUCAUCUUCCUCUAUCACCAACAAACCUCCCGAAAUUGACAACCUCCUCGCCGGCGCCGGCUAUAAAGUCCGCUCCUCAGAUCUCCGCCAUGUUGCCCAGCGUCUGGAACGCCUCGAAACCGCCAUGCUCAACUCUCCUUCUUCCCAUCUUUCAGUCCUCGCAUCCGACACCGUUUUAUACAACCCAUCUGAUCUUUCUUCAUGGGUAGACUCUCUCCUUACCGAAUUUAACCAAUCUCAGCCUCUCCCUUCUCUACCGCCGGAUCUCUCCGAUCUCAUCGUUCCUAAUCCAACGGUCGAUAAUAACUCUUGGAACUUAGAACAUCAAAACUUAUCCCCGCAGAACCAAUUGCGAGUUGUGACUGCCACGGAGGAAGAUUCAGCUAUAAGACUUGUUCAUUUGUUGAUGACAUGUGCUGAGUCCAUCCAACGAGGUGACCUGUCAUUGGCUGGCUCUUUAGUUGAAGAUAUGCAAGCUUUGUUGACUCGCGUCAAUACUAAUUCCGGUAUUGGAAAGGUCGCCGGCUGCUUUAUUGAUGCUUUAAGCCUCCGGAUUUUCUCUCCGGUCAACGGCGUCGGCGUCGGCGUCGGUGCUUCUGCCUAUGAAAACGAGUUCUUGUAUCAUCACUUUUAUGAGGCGUGUCCGUACUUGAAAUUUGCUCAUUUCACAGCUAAUCAAGCUAUACUUGAAGCGUUUGACGGUCAUGAUUGUGUCCACGUGGUUGAUUUCAAUUUGAUGCACGGAUUACAAUGGCCUGCGCUGAUACAAGCUUUAGCUUUACGUCCAGGCGGGCCCCCUUUACUUAGGCUAACAGGCAUUGGUCCUCCGUCACCCGACGGCCGUGAUUCUCUCCGUGAAAUUGGCGUAAAACUCGCUGAGUUAGCUCGCUCUGUAAACGUCCGUUUCGCUUUCCGUGGAGUUGCAGCUUCACGUCUUGAAGACGUGAAACCUUGGAUGUUACAGGUAAAUCCUAAAGAAGCUAUUGCCGUUAAUUCAAUUAUGCAGUUACAUAAACUGUUAGGAUCCGACCCGAAUAGAAAUCCCUCAAUAGAUAUGGUUCUUAAUUGGAUCCGAAAUUUGAACCCGAAAAUCAUGACAGUUGUUGAGCAAGAAGCGAACCAUAACCAACCCGGUUUCUUAGAUCGGUUCACUGAAGCGUUAUAUUAUUACUCAACAAUGUUUGAUUCGCUUGGGGCUUGUGCGCUCCAGCCAGAGAAAGUUGUAGCCGAGAUGUAUAUACAAAGAGAAAUAUGCAACGUUGUGAGCUGUGAAGGAUCGGCUCGCCUCGAGCGACAUGAGCCUUUGGCUAAGUGGAAAUCGCGGCUUACGGCUGCUGGGUUUAUGCCGUUGCAUUUGGGGUCUAAUGCGUUUAAGCAAGCCAGUAUGUUAUUGACUCUGUUCUCCUCUGAAGGAUACUGUGUAGAGGAGAAUGAUGGCUGUCUUACUCUCGGCUGGCAUAGCCGACCUUUGAUUGCAGCAUCAGCUUGGCAAGCUGUGCCCGAUAUUGGCUCGCCACUUGGGAUCAUCAGUGGUAAUAUCACCGAUGGGGUUGGAAUGUAAAUUUUAGAUUUUGGUGGGGGUAUUUUUGGGGUUAUAGAGCUUUUUUUCUUUUCACUUCUUUGCUUGUAUCAUGAGUGAAGCUUUUUACUUAAAGUAGAUAUAUUAUUCUAUCA